Messenger RNA from Sabethes cyaneus, 2659 nucleotides. RefSeq names its product polyadenylate-binding protein-interacting protein 2 (gene Paip2). Gene Ontology annotation, cellular component: cytoplasm. The record is from RefSeq and is a predicted model, not a curated record. Bases 162 to 644 code for a protein of 160 amino acids. Gene Ontology annotation, biological process: negative regulation of translational initiation. Gene Ontology annotation, molecular function: mRNA regulatory element binding translation repressor activity. NCBI's taxonomy places the organism in Eukaryota, Metazoa, Arthropoda, Insecta, Diptera, Culicidae. The transcript is spliced from 3 exons.
AGGUUUACUCGGUUUGCUGGGUUGUGCAGAAAGGUGAUACACUUGGCUUUGUAUUGAUUAGUUCAAAAUUGUGCAGUGUUUUAAAUUUUCUGUAAAGAUUGUUCGAAAAAUUUGCUCACAAAAAGUUUUAUCUGCUUGCGCAUUCUGAAGAACACCAGAGCAUGAGAAUGAAGAUGCCCGACCAAAACGUUGGCAGCAGCAGCUCUAACAGCGGCUUCUCCACUAACGGCAACUAUAGCGACGGCUAUGACUCCGAUCCGGAGGGUUACAUAACACCUCCCAAUGAUGAUAGCUCGUUUGGGGGUCCCAACUACGAUGAGGACUUCUCCGAGUAUCUGUGGAUGGAGAACGAAGAAGAAUUUGACAAGCAGGAAAUGCAACGACUGGAGGAGGAAGCCCUCAUGGAGCAGUGCAUCGAGGCAAUGCUGCAGGACGAGCUGCAGGAAGCGCUGGAGUGCGAAGAACAGGAAGCCAAUGCUGCCCUAAACGACCUCACGAAUUCGAAGGAAAGCUCGAAGGACUUGUGCAUCGCCCUGUCCGCGCUGCAGGUCAACAAAGACCGGAAAGUAAACGUAGAAACAUCGACUUUGAAUCCUCUAGCAGCGGAAUUCGUGCCGUCGAUUGUAUCACUGUCGAACCCUUAGGCGAGACCACAGAUCUCUCUAUUCGUUUUAUCUUCCUUCACGAAGUAUACACAGAUAUACCGAUACAGACCAGGACACACCGACACGAAUCACACAAACUCAAACACACAUACAACCAUACUCAAACAAACAAACACACACACACAUACACUCCAGAGGUAGGCCAAACGUGAAAAAAUACUCAAGUUAAAAACAAGAUUGGAGCCAGGAAGGAAGAAAGAAGACAAAACAAAAUCGAAAACGAAACAACAAACCAUAAAAUCGGGGAAAAUGCACCCACCAAUUGUUACAAUUGCGUUUACUUUUCUAUGAAAAGUAACGUUGAGUAUUGUGGCGAGGACUAAACGGAACACCGAACGGAUAAGAGAAACGAUCGCGCCUAAGCAAGCACUGCAAACCUAGUUGGUUUAGCGUACAAAAGCAUUAAAUUUUUUCGUUCUCGAAUUCUGUAACUGAAUUGAGAACGCAGCAAUGCAACAAAAAAAAGAAGAAAAAUGCAAUUGUUAAUAUUUCCGCAUAGCACACACACUGUAUUGUAUUGGCAAAGGAAUUAAACUAACUCUUUGACAUAAGUAGGUUUCUAGUAUUUGAACUGUGACUAAACCGCGAAAAAUGUCCGAUAUAUUUACAAAGGAAAAACAUUAAAUUUGUUGUGAAUAUUUGUUCGUAGAUUUGCAAAAAUGGCAUGUUUUGUCCAUCUAGUUACGAUACUGCAGGUCUUGCGUUUGAGUUACAUGGAAAUAUUUCUUGUAUGUUUUCCGUUAGAGUAGUUUAUAAUGCUUUUGUCCAAUUGAUACAAAAAAAAAAAUAAAAUAAAAUAUGGCUGCCUAUCGAUUAUGAACGAUUAAAGUAGAUUUUUGAAGACUAAAAUUGUAGCAUUGACAAACGAAGCGUACAAUUUUUUGGCCCAUGUUUGAAUGGUUUUACCGGUAAAUUGCCGAAACAUUGCUGUGGAUUAUUGCAUACUAUUAUAGUUCCUUAGUUCUACUUGAGAAGUCGUUGAUUCGUCAGAAACGACGAAUCAACACUCGAUUAUUAAUAAGUGCAGUAUGUUUUGUGACUUCAGAGAGUCAAAAAAAAAAAAAAAAGAAUCAAGAUAUCAAAAAUGUACAAAAAAAAAGACAUAACGAAAAAAUAAAUGCUGUUAUUACUAGUUUGUGACAGAGGUGGUCGGGUCCAGCGUUUUCAAGGUGGGUUUGAUAAAAAAAAUAAGUAUUCUGAUUCAGGUUUGAAAAAAUCUAAAACCCGACCAUCUCUAGUUUGUGACCAAUCAUGAUUUAGUGACAACAAAAUUGUUAGAUAAAAUAGACGUAUAAUAUAGUCUUCAUAUUUUCGGUAUGACUCAAUCAUAUAUGAUCUAUGUUUAAUGUGUUUGGUACGGCAAUUUCUACUUUUAAAACAAGCUAAGUAGUAGGUAUCGAAUGCUGAAAUAUUGGUUUUAUUUUCGGUUUCAAACUACCACUAGACAAUGUCGGUUUAUUCAGUUUUUUUUUGUCGCAACGAGUAAAAAAAAUAUUCCUUAGUUUUGCUGUUAAACUGUCGUUGUGGUAUGGCCACUAUGUAGAAGAAAAUUCUAAAACAAGAAAAUAAUAAAAUCCAACGUAGAUAAUACGGCAGAAUUAUACUAAAUUGACGCCAAGUCUGAAACAACGUACGUGUAUGGGGAGGAUUCCAAAUCCUUCCAGGCAAUAUUGUAGUUUUUCAACCUGUGAUACGUUGCUUCUGUAAUCGAUUUCAAAAGGGAAAAGUAUUCCUAUCUCUCUACCUUUCCAUUGUAUUUUUACCGAAUUGGUCAUAUUUUUAAACAACAAUUAGAAGCGUGAGUGCUAGCGUGGAUAUCGACGAAAGUUGGAGUCAAGUUGUAAAAUCAUGUCCCUGCAUUUAAAACGAAGGAGAAAAUCAUUCAGUUUUAGUCCUUCCCGUUUUAUAGUGAUUUUUUUUUUAUUUAUUUAAUAAUUAGGAUAGCAGCGCAAAAAUACGUUUUACGUGUCAGAAAAAUAAGUUCAAACAACAAU